Neopelma chrysocephalum (saffron-crested tyrant-manakin) is the source of this 650-nucleotide messenger RNA. RefSeq names its product chromosome unknown C11orf97 homolog (gene CUNH11orf97). The transcript is spliced from 4 exons. Gene Ontology annotation, cellular component: ciliary base. Lineage: Eukaryota; Metazoa; Chordata; Aves; Passeriformes; Pipridae. The record is from RefSeq and is a predicted model, not a curated record. The coding region runs from base 210 to 524 and encodes 104 amino acids.
GCGCUUAUCCCUGGCCUGUGGAAGGGGUAGAACACCCCGCUGUGACCGGAAAUGUGGGACCCGAUCCGCCAGCCCCGGGCACUGGGCUGCCCGAGGCGCUGGGCUCCAUCCCUCGGGAACUCGCACCCGACGUGACGGCCCCGCCUGCGCGAGCGGCCCGGCAACCUCCCGUGGCAACAGCCCGACUCCAACGCCCGGGCACGGCGGCCAUGAGGGCGGCGGGCCGGGAGCUGCCGGCGGCGGCGGCCGAGGAGCCGGGCAGCGAUGCCCGCGGCGAGCAACCCCGGAAGAAAUGUGUAUAUGUUGAGCCACCUAGGAGAGUAAAAGAAAUACUUGAGGAGCACCUUCAUUUUCAGAAAGAAGAAUGUGAUGUUAAACAUCCAGCUGCAGUGGCUCUAGAAGGAGUUUGGGACGUGAAAAACAAUUUCUCCAUUAGAAGCCUGAAAGCAGUGUCACAGAACAGAAGCAGUUUACUGUUGCACCCUCAAUUCUACUCAAGACAUGCAAGAAUAAAAAAUUGCUGAACUUUACUGCUAUGAAGACUUGAGUCUACUUUGAUGUGUCAAAUCAAACAUCAGAAUGACUAUCUACCUUUGGAAAUGUAGAUCUGUACUUCCAGGAUUUUGAAUAAAAUUCUGCUUGAAUAUGGA